This is a messenger RNA of Arvicanthis niloticus (Nile rat), 1437 nucleotides long. It is a transcript of the gene Cpa3, whose product is annotated as carboxypeptidase A3. Gene Ontology annotation, molecular function: metallocarboxypeptidase activity; zinc ion binding. The record is from RefSeq and is a predicted model, not a curated record. Gene Ontology annotation, biological process: proteolysis. NCBI's taxonomy places the organism in Eukaryota, Metazoa, Chordata, Mammalia, Rodentia, Muridae.
AAACAUGAGGUUCUUCUUGCUUAUGGGUGUCAUCUACACCACACUUGCAAUUGCUCCUGUCCACUUUGACAGGGAGAAGGUAAUCCGUGUGAAACUCCAAGAUGAAAAGCAAGCAAGUAUCUUGAAGGACUUGACCCAAACCAUUGAGCUUGACUUCUGGUAUCCAGAUGCUAUCCAUGAUAUCACUGCUAAUAUGACUGUGGAUUUCCGAGUUAGUGAGAAGGAAUCUCAGACUAUCCAGUCUACCUUGGAACAACAUAAAAUGCAUUAUGAAAUUCUGAUACACGACCUACAAGAAGAGAUAGACAAACAGUUUGAUGUGAAAGAUGAAAUCGCAGGCAGGCACAGUUAUGCAAAAUACAAUGACUGGGACAAGAUUGUUUCUUGGACUGAAAAAAUGGUAGAAAAACAUCCUGAAAUGGUUUCAAGGAUUAAAAUUGGCUCGACUGUCGAAGAUAAUCCAUUAUAUGUUCUCAAGAUUGGAAAAAAAGAUGGUGAAAGAAAGGCUAUCUUUAUGGACUGUGGCAUUCAUGCACGUGAAUGGGUUUCCCCAGCUUUCUGUCAGUGGUUUGUCUAUCAGGCAACCAAGAGUUACGGAAAAAAUAAAAUCAUGACCAAACUUUUGGACCGGAUGAAUUUUUACGUUCUGCCUGUAUUCAAUGUAGAUGGAUACAUUUGGUCGUGGACAAAGGAUCGGAUGUGGAGAAAAAACCGUUCUAAGAACCGAAAUUCCACCUGCAUUGGCACUGAUCUCAACAGGAACUUUGAUGUCUCAUGGGACUCUUCUCCAAACACCAACAACCCAUGCCACAAUGUCUACAGGGGACCUGCACCAGAGUCUGAGAAAGAGACAAAAGCUGUCACUAACUUCAUUCGAAGCCAUCUGAACUCAAUCAAGGCUUAUAUCACCUUCCAUUCCUACUCUCAGAUGCUAUUAUUUCCUUAUGGCUACACAUUCAAACUCCCACCCAACCACCAGGACCUGUUGAAAGUUGCAAGGAUUGCCACUGAUUUUCUCUCAACUAGAUACGAAACCCGUUAUAUCUACGGCCCAAUAGCAUCCAAAAUUAACAAGACAUCAGGCUCUUCUUUAGACUGGGCUUAUGACCUGGGCAUCAAACACACAUUCGCCUUUGAGCUUCGUGAUAAAGGAAAAUCUGGUUUCCUUCUUCCAGAAUCCCGGAUAAAGCCAACAUGUAAAGAAACCAUGCUUUCUGUCAAAUUUAUUGCCAAGUAUAUCCUCAAGUAUACUUCCUAAUGAAUUGCCCUUGGUUUGUAAUGUGCUAAUCAAUCCUUGGGUGGAAUUUUUUUUUUCUUUGAAAAGACAACCUUCUGCAUCACCUAGAUCUAUCCUUCUCUAGCUCAUAAAGUCCUGCAUUAUUUUCCUCUUUUUUUAUUUACUCUCAACAGCUCAACAACAAUAAAGCUUUAAGUAAA